AUGAAGACCUUCAAUGAGUCCUGCGUGAUGGUGCGCCAGCCUGCCCUCGAGGUCAUGUCACACCUGAAGAGGGCCGACUACAGACAGCCAGCCCUGCGAUACCUACUGUAUGGGAUAACAGGCAGCGGGAAGACCAUGGCCUUGUGCCAUGCUGUGCACUACUGCUUCAGCCAGGGCUGGCUGGUCCUUCACAUACCUGAUGCUCACCUGUGGAUCAAGAACUGCAAGGAGCUCCUCCCAUCGUCGUAUAAACCUGCGCGCCUGGACCAGCCAGUCCUGGCCUCACAGUGGCUGAAGAACUUUGGUGUCACCAACAAACAUUUCCUCUCUGAGAUAAAGACAACAAAGAGCUACGUGUGGACUAAACGGGAGAGCACUGAGGAGGGGCGCCCUCUAGGGGAGCUGGUGGAGAAGGGCUUGACCAGGGUGAAGAGCAGCAGCGACGUGAUGGGGGCGCUGAUGCGAGAGCUGCGGACGCAGUGCGGGGGCCCCGGCGGUCCGAGGCUGGCAGUGGCCGUGGAUGGGGUGAACGCGCUUUGGGGCAGGACGACGCUGCGGAAGGAGGACAAGAGCGAGGUCUUGGCUGAGGAGCUGACUGUGGUUCACAACCUGAGGAAAAUGCUAAAGAACGACUGGUGUGGAGGUGCCAUCAUUGCGACUCUGUCCCAGACAGGUUCCCUCUUCACCCCGCGCACUGCUUACCUGCCCCACAGCCUUCUGGGAAAGGAGGGCUUCGAAAGCCUCGAGCCCUUCAUUCCCGUCCCGGUGCCACCGUAUGACGAGAAGGAGUUCGAAAGCUGCUACCAGUACUACGUGGAACGCAACUGGUUGCAGCAUCCGUACGGUCACACCGAGGAGGGAAAGAAAGAACUGAUAUUCCUCUGCAACAGGAACCCCGCCAUUUUCGAACGCCUCUGUGCGUCCCUGUGAAGGGACGUCUUCAUCCACCUGAAAACGACACCUCCUGUGACAUUCUACGCCGCUUCCUGCCCAAAAUACUCUGAAAUAAAACGUUUCACAUGCC
Messenger RNA from Paramormyrops kingsleyae, 1024 nucleotides. NCBI's taxonomy places the organism in Eukaryota, Metazoa, Chordata, Actinopteri, Osteoglossiformes, Mormyridae. The record is from RefSeq and is a predicted model, not a curated record.